Messenger RNA from Trichoplax adhaerens, 774 nucleotides. RefSeq lists its product as uncharacterized. Lineage: Eukaryota; Metazoa; Placozoa; Uniplacotomia; Trichoplacea; Trichoplacidae. The record is from RefSeq and is a predicted model, not a curated record. The transcript has 3 exons. Bases 1 to 774 code for a protein of 257 amino acids.
AUGGAUGUUAAUGAUCCUGACUCAGCCAGACUCGCAAUGAGUCAGGUUAUGAAAUGCAGGGAUAAACACUGGGUCGUUGUACCGAUCAAAAUGAAAGAUAAUCACCGGGCAGUAAUGGUAAUCGAGAAAAUUAUAGCCAAGAAACCUUUCGUAAUUUAUUUUGAUUCGCAUUCAACACAUGAAGAUAAUUCGCAGGUUGUACAACAAAUCAUUGAUGGAAGUGAUACGAGGAUGUACGAAGAUAGAUCUGAUAAAGCGUGUAAAGAGCCAGGAUACUUAUUUAACUUACAAAUUAACGGUGCUGCUAGCGUUAAAAAUCUUCAUGCACCAUUCCGUUGGCGUAGCAUUCCCACGCUAGCUGUCAUUACCGGUAAAAAUGGUUGCGUUAAAACAGCAGUCCUAGAUGCGAUACUACAAGGAUGUGAAAAUCAAUUAGUUAGUCGAAACUUUGGCGUUGCAUUAGAUAUUAAUGAAGAUUCGGGAAGAAUUUUACCUGAAAUAUACAGUUACAGUACUGGCUCGCCAGACGGAAGCCUGCCAUAUAACCUAAAAUUUAGUAGACUUCAAAGUCCAUAUUAUGAAAUUAGAAAUCAAGUUUUGGAAAUGGAUAAAUUAUCAUCAGUUCUAAUCAUAAGGAAUGAUUUUAUAACAACAUCCAAACAAGAAUUAAAAGAACACUUUGAUGGCCAGGUAGGGCUACACUUAGCGACUUUUGGUACCUUCGAUCAAUUUUCAAAAUAUCUAUUAGAAAAAUCACCAAAAUUAAGCAUCUGA